GGAAGAGAAAGAGUGAAGAAAAGUUGCAAACGUUUCCUCUCUUCCUAAGCCUCCCGCCCCCACCACCCCUCCGACAAGGAACAGAUAAUAUAGUGAAAAGAAGAGGAGGAGAGAGCGACGGGACGGGACGCGAGCGGGAGCGCAGCCACCCUCCCGGCUCCGCCGCGGCGCCUCGCAAGUCCGGGAGGCGAGGGGGGCCCGAGGGGAGACGUCGUGACAACUUUCGUUUCCCCCAGAGGGAGUCUGGAGGUCGGUGGUCCCAAAAGCUUUCAGUCCAGCGUGAAGCUGUUGGAGUGAGAGAGCAAAGGUAAAGAAUGAUGUAAUGCAGUGGCAGCCCCAAAGCAUCUUUUGUUGUGGAAUGGUUAUUUCAGUCAUCUCUUUAUGAAUCAAAUGUGAGGGGCUGCUUUGUGGAAGGAGUCCUUUGCAAGAGCACAUCAACAGGAAAGAGAAAGAGACAUUCACUUGGAGGGCUCUUGCUGAAAAUGGGUUUAACUCUCCUUUUGCCAGUCACUAUCAGCCUGACCUCAUCCAUUUUUAGUACAAUGGAGUGGCUGAGGCUUUGAGCACACCACCAUUACAUCAUCGUGGCAAAUUAAAGAAGGAGGUGGGAAAAGAGGACUUAGUGUUGUCAUGGCCCAUGAGAUGACUGGAACUGAAAUUGUUACUGAGAGGUUGGUGGCUCUGCUGGAAAGUGGAACGGAAAAAGUGCUGCUAAUUGAUAGCCGGCCUUUUGUGGAAUACAAUACAUCCCACAUUUUGGAAGCCAUUAAUAUCAACUGCUCCAAGCUUAUGAAGCGAAGGUUGCAACAGGACAAAGUGUUAAUUACAGAACUCAUCCAGCAUUCGGCAAAAUAUAAGGUCGACCUCGAUUGCAGCCAGAAAGUUGUAGUUUACGAUCAAAGCUCCCAAGAUGUUGCCUCUCUAUCUUCAGAUUGUUUUCUCUCUGUACUUCUGGGUAAACUGGAGAAGAGCUUCAACUCUGUUCACCUGCUUGCAGGUGGGUUUGCUGAGUUCUCCCGUUGUUUCCCUGGCCUCUGUGAAGGAAAAUCCACUUUAGUCCCUACCUGCAUUUCUCAGCCCUGCCUACCUGUUGCCAACAUUGGGCCAACCCGAAUUCUUCCCAAUCUUUAUCUUGGCUGCCAGCGAGAUGUCCUCAACAAGGAGCUGAUGCAGCAGAAUGGGAUUGGUUACGUGUUAAACGCCAGCAAUACCUGUCCAAAGCCUGACUUUAUCCCCGAGUCUCAUUUCCUGCGAGUGCCUGUGAAUGAUAGCUUUUGUGAGAAAAUUUUACCAUGGUUGGACAAAUCAGUAGAUUUCAUUGAGAAAGCAAAAGCCUCCAAUGGAUGCGUGCUGGUGCACUGUCUGGCAGGGAUCUCACGCUCAGCCACGAUUGCCAUCGCCUACAUCAUGAAGAGGAUGGACAUGUCCUUAGAUGAAGCUUACAGAUUUGUGAAAGAAAAAAGACCUACUAUAUCUCCGAACUUCAAUUUUCUGGGCCAACUGCUGGACUAUGAGAAGAAGAUUAAGACCCAGACUGGAGCCUCAGGGCCCAAGAGCAAACUCAAGCUGUUGCACCUGGAGAAACCAAGUGACCCUGUCCCUGCAGUCUCAGAGGGUGGACAGAAAAGUGACAUGUCCUUCAGUCCACCCUGUGCCCACUCUGCUACCUCAGAGGCAGCAGGGCAAAGGCCCGUGCAUCCUGCCAGUCUGCCCAGCAUACAGCCAGCUCUGCUGGAGGACAGCCCACUGGUACAGGCACUCAAUGGGCUCCACCUGUCCUCAGACAAGCUGGAAGACAGCAAUAAGCUCAAACGUUCCUUCUCUCUGGAUAUCAAAUCAGUUUCUUACUCAGCCAGUAUGGCAGCAUCCUUACAUGGUUUCUCCUCAUCCGAGGAUGCUUUAGAGUACUACAAACCUCCCAGUGCUUUGGAUGGGACCAACAAGUUAUGCCAGUUCUCCCCAGUUCAGGAGGUAUCAGAGCAGACUCCAGAAGCCAGCCCAGAUAAGGAGGAAGCCAGCAUCUCCAAGAAGCCCCAGACUAGCAGGCCUUCAGACAGCCAGAGCAAGCGACUGCACUCAGUAAGAACCAGCAACAGUGGUGCCACCCAAAGGUCUGUCUUAUCUCCAUUGCAUCGGAGUGGGAGUGUGGAGGACAACUAUCGCACCAACUUCCUUUUUGGCCUUUCCACCAGCCAGCAACACCUCGCAAAGUCUGCUGCUGGGCUGGGCCUCAAGGGCUGGCACUCAGAUAUCUUGGCUCCCCAGACCUCUACUCCUUCCUUGACCAAUAGCUGGUAUUUUGCCACAGAGUCCUCUCACUUCUACUCUGCCUCAGCCAUCUAUGGAGGCAAUGCUAGUUACUCUGCCUACAGCUGUAGCCAGCUGCCCACUUGCAGUGACCAAGUCUAUUCUGUGCGCAGACGGCAGAAGCCAAGUGACAGAGCGGACUCACGGCGGAGCUGGCAUGAAGAGAGCCCCUUUGAAAAGCAGUUUAAACGCAGAAGCUGCCAGAUGGAGUUUGGAGAGGGCAUCAUGUCAGAGAACAGGUCUCGGGAAGAACUAGGGAAAGUGGGCAGUCAGUCUAGCUUUUCAGGCAGCAUGGAAAUCAUUGAGGUUUCCUGAGAAAAAGAUACCUGUGACUUCUGUUGACUGAUAUUUUUUUUUCUUGUUCACAAAAAAUUAUUCCCUGUAAAUCUGAAAUAUAUAUAUGUAUAUACAUAUAUAUUUUUGGAAAAUGGAGCUAUGGUGUAAAAGCAAAAGACGGAUCAACACAGUUGUUCCUGCUUAACAUCUGCAUUUGGGAGAUCAGCUAACAUUUCUCUCAACAAAAGUGGAAGGGCAGAUGCUAGAUUUCCCGCUAGACAGAUGAAGUGAAUUGCGUAUCCUCUUGUUCUUAUAAAAGCAAGUGAGAGGACAAAAUCCUCUGCCAUUUUCGUGUUGUGCUACAAAGAGAUCUCAGAUACUGGUCUUUGCCCAGUCCCUUCCAUAGUGCACCUUAGCGCUGAGACUGAGCCAGCUUGUGGGUCGGGUGGGUAGACCCCGUUAGGGACAGAAACCUAAUGGUAAAUCCAAAAGAAAUGAUCGCAUCAGAAGCUGAUCCACAGAUCCAAGCUCACCUGACAGCUGAGUGACACAUGCAUCAUUCUCUGGGCAGACCAUUAGGGGACUUGCCAAGAUCUACUUUAGAGCAAACCCAGUACCUCAGACAGUCAAGAUGGAGCUUUCACCACUACCGUGUCUGGGAGCCCGUUUUCUAAGCGUUGUGAAUAGGUAGGUAGCUAGUCACACUUUUCAGACCAAUUCAGACUGUACAUGCACAAAUUUCCAGUUGGGCCUGAAUGGAGGUAGUUAAAUUUUUUUUUUCUCAGCUUUAUGAAGAAAGCAAAGGGAAACCAUCUAGGAUUCAAUUUAACAGUCAGGAAUCUGGCAGCAUAAUGAUUUAAGCUGAAGUUGGGAGGCUAAAUAAGUCUGCCUCCCUCUUUAUAAAUCAAAGAAUUGUUUAAAAUGGGAUUGUUAAUCCCUUAAAUAAAGAUUAAUUUGGUUUCAAGCCAAAUGUGAAUUUAUUUGGGUUGGUAGCAGAGCAACAGCACCUUCAAGUUCUCAGCCAAAGUCGACGUUUUCCAUUUCUGUCCCAUUGCAUGGAUGCAGCUUCUAAAAAUGUUAAUAAGGCAGAAUUUUAGAAAAAACUACCAGGAGGGAGAAAACCCGUGGGAAGGUUGAGGACGGUGAAAGCCGCUGAGCGAAAAGUCAGCAGGAAACUUACUUUCUCAGUGUGUGUCGCUUCCUCUCCCCUUGGCAGGCGACGAGGGUGGUGUUUCUACAUCUUCCUCAGACUUUCACAUUUACUAAUAGGGCUGAGCGAGGCUUCAAUAAGCAAGGGAAUGUUCAGAAUAAAACAGCCGGUCUAGGAAGGUGACGAGAAGGUUGUUAAAUUUUGUUUAGUUGUUGGUACAGUGGAAAACCACAGACAGGCUAUUCUCAGAAACUAUCCCCAGCAUCUUUUCAUUAGAAGGAGUGCAUCCAAAUGGGGCAAGACCAAGGUGGUCUCUCAGUCCUUGAGCUACAGUCACUGUGUGGAAUCAAUCCUGGCAGCUGGAAAUAUGAGGUGAUUAGAACAAGUACACAGUGAUAGUAUGUAUCUGCUUUUAAACUUCCUGCCUUGAGUUCUGUCCACUACAGUACGGCCCUCUUUGAAGCCUUAAUUUACGUCAGCAGCUGUUUUGUUUUUUGGGGGGUGGUCGUCGUCACUGUUACGUCCUUUACUAUAAGUGUAGCUAGUCGCUGACUCAUAUCUCAGGUUUUUUGAUGUUCGAGAAAUGGACAGUCCUUUGACUAGGAUGUGACUUGAUGUUUCCUGUGGUGACUGCUAAAACCAGCAUGAAAUGACAUGAUUCAAAACUGACUAACUCGAUCAUGAGAAUUAGGCGCUUCACAGACGUAACUGGUUACGCACAAAUAAUGUGCAAUGAUACGGGCAUAAAAUGAAGGCAGAAAGAGAGUAAACUGCACGGGGAGAACAUUGCUGACACAUUGAAAAAGUUCUGUUGAAUGAUCUGAGUUAGUUUUUAUAUAUACAUGUGUGGAAAUUUUAAAUAUUCGCUGUAAUCAGACAUUCUCAUGGUUUCACCGUCAUUUCUGAUGUGUUAUUUAUCCGACACACCAAAUGCCUAACAGCUCACUGCUUCCAGAGCCUGGUUACAACUGUCAAACUUUUUUAAGAAAUGAAAGCAGUAGCUCCAAUGUUACGUUUCAGGUGGCUUGGGGCACUUGGUUUUGACAAGAGAUCUCUUGGCAGAAAUCUGCCUUUCAUCAUUUAGGGUUUCUCUUGAUCAUGGACACCUUCCUUCCUGUAACUGUGAUGUAGUCGUACACCACAGCUUUUAGUUCUUGAUCACUAAUGUCAAAUAAUCAAUUCUUGGAAUCAAGACUACCCUGCUGGAGGGGCAGCCUUGGGGGCAAGUGUCGGAGCUGCGUGGGUGUCAGAGGGUAGCACGGUGGCUGGCUCUCCUCAGCAUGCGAUCGUAGGGGAAGCCCUGGAGUCUACUAGACGAUACGCCUGGUGAUUUGAAAGAGUGAAACUAGACCUUCCAUGUGAGAAAUGCUGGAGAAUGGUGGGGACAUUUGUAAGGUUUGGUGGAAGGACUGUGUAAAUGUUUAAGAUGAACACAGUGUUCUUUUGGUGUAAGGCAAGCUGUUGAAUGGUUAAACUGUGCAUUUCUCAUUUUGAUGUGUCAUGUAUGUUAAUAUGAUGAAAUAAAAUCAAAACUGGUACCUGUU
Molecule: messenger RNA, 5277 nt
Organism: Trichechus manatus latirostris (Florida manatee)
Lineage: Eukaryota; Metazoa; Chordata; Mammalia; Sirenia; Trichechidae
Gene: DUSP16
Product: dual specificity phosphatase 16
Exons: 7
Coding region: 631-2622 (663 amino acids)
Biological process (GO): negative regulation of MAPK cascade; protein dephosphorylation
Cellular component (GO): cytoplasm; nucleus
Molecular function (GO): MAP kinase tyrosine phosphatase activity; MAP kinase tyrosine/serine/threonine phosphatase activity; protein tyrosine/threonine phosphatase activity
Source: RefSeq, a predicted model, not a curated record